Messenger RNA from Blastomyces gilchristii SLH14081, 3824 nucleotides. Its product is annotated as protein transporter SEC24. Gene Ontology annotation, molecular function: zinc ion binding; SNARE binding. The transcript is spliced from 5 exons. Gene Ontology annotation, biological process: endoplasmic reticulum to Golgi vesicle-mediated transport; COPII-coated vesicle cargo loading; intracellular protein transport. Gene Ontology annotation, cellular component: COPII vesicle coat; endoplasmic reticulum exit site. The coding region runs from base 441 to 3248 and encodes 935 amino acids. Lineage: Eukaryota; Fungi; Ascomycota; Eurotiomycetes; Onygenales; Ajellomycetaceae. The record is from RefSeq and is a predicted model, not a curated record.
CCCCUGUUCUAGAUGCCGCUGUUACAAGUACAAGUAUAAGAAUAAAAAGUACAUACGUACAACACCUUGGGUUCCGAGGCAGGUCCAUAUAACUACUCCGUAGCUAGAACCGCAGCCGCAAUUGACGAGUUGUCAAACCAGCCAAACAGUGCAAAUAAAGGCCACCGUACAUCAGCAACACCACCAACACCGCCUUCUCCUGGCUUUGCUGCAACCAGCGCCUGAAGCCACGUCGACCCCAUCUUUUCAUUCAACUCUGCCACAUCUACCUUGUGUCUGCUGGGGUCAAUGUGCACUAUAUACAUUUAUAUUUGGUCACAAACCCCUAACUAGGUCGUCCCAUCUCCACGUCCCGCAUCCCCCCCAUUUUACUCCACAAGAGGGGUUCGAGUAUUUUCGUGGACUCCCUAUAACCGCCGGAACUAGUUUCUGCAUUUGAGAUGGCGGCACCACAGGGAGGCUUUCCUCCUGGAGGUCACCCCCAAGAUGAAUAUGGCCAGCAACAACCUUACGUUGACGAACAGCGCGGAGCCACAGGCUCUCCGGCUCACGCCGAUGCGCCAGGCCACGGGCCACAUUCCCACGGCGGUAAAAAGAAACGAGCAUAUGCUGGCCAGGCUUAUGAGUUUGGGGUAGGUCCUAAUGCUGCCUUGGGUGGACAGUUACAAGGUGGUGGAGCGCACGGCGGAUAUCCCGCGUCGCAACAACCCCAGGGUUAUCCGCAAGGUGCUUAUGGGGCAGAGCCAGCCCAAAUGACUUCUCAAAUGGUUGGCCAGCCGGAACCAGUGGCAGUUGGGGGAUAUCAAGCUCCAGUCGACUCCUAUCCUUCCCAGCCUGCCAGUAUGGGUCAAGUAACCCAGCAGAUGGGACAGAUGAGCAUGGGUGGUCAGCCUGCAGCGCAGAUGCCGGUGCAAAGAGGUGUCCCGCUCAAUACGUUAUAUCCCACCGACCUUCUUACACAACCGUUCAAUGUUGCUGAACUAGACUACCCUCCUCCGCCCAUUGUUUUGCCUCCCAAUACCAGCGUCACCCCUUCUCCAGAUGCGAAUUGCCCUCCAAAAUAUGUGCGCUCUACUCUAAAUGCUGUGCCGACCACUCAUUCUCUUUUAAAAAAGUCUCGUCUACCAUUUGCCUUGGUUAUCCAACCUUACGCAUCCCUCCACGACACUGAAGACCCGAUUCCCAUUGUGUCUGAUCAAGUAAUUUCUCGAUGCCGACGAUGUCGUUCCUAUAUCAACCCUUUCGUCACGUUUCUUGACCACGGUCAUCGCUGGCGCUGCAACAUGUGCAGCCUUACCAAUGACGUUCCUCAAGCAUUUGAUUGGGACGCAGCCUCGCAAAAGGCCCUUGAUAGAUGGCAAAGACCAGAGCUAAACCAUUCUGUUGUGGAGUUUGUGGCGCCUCAGGAAUAUAUGGUCCGACCACCACAGCCCCUCGUUUACCUGUUUUUGAUCGAUGUCAGUUUCGCAUCUGUCACCAGCGGGCUUUUGGCCACCAGCGCACGCUGCAUCCGCGAAAGCCUUGAUAGAAUACCCAACGCAGAUCGUCGAACCAGGCUUGGUUUUGUUGCUGUGGAUUCUAGUCUCCAUUACUUCACUAUACCAAGAGAUGGCUCGGAGAAUUCGGACCCGGGCAUGUUGGUUGUUAGCGAUUUGGACGAACCUUUCCUCCCAAUUCCUGGAGAUCUAUUAGUCACACUCACAGAUUGUCGCGAAAACAUUGAACUGUUCCUGGAUAAACUGCAAGAAAUGUUCCAAAAUACGCAGAACAAUGGUUCAUGUAUGGGUUCGGCCCUUCGAGCCGGCCACAAACUUAUCGCCCCUGUUGGCGGAAAGAUAACGGUAUUGACAGCGUCGCUUCCCAAUGUGGGUUUCGGAAGUCUUGAAGUGAGAGAGGACAAGAAAGCGCUUGGAACUAGCAAGGAGAACACUUUGCUACAGACAGGUAACAGCUUUUACAAAAGCUUUGCCGUCGAGUGUUCGAAGCAACAGAUUUCCGUGGAUAUGUUCCUGUUUUCUUCGCAGUACCAGGAUGUAGCAUCGCUUAGCAACCUCCCCAGAUACACCGGCGGCCAAACAUACUUCUACCCUGGCUGGAAUGCUGCCCGAAGCGAAGAUGCAAUCAAGUUCGCCAAGGAGUUCUCGGACUAUCUUUCAGCAGAAAUCGGCCUGGAAGCUGUGUUGCGUGUGCGCGCCACGACCGGUUUAAGAAUGAGCACUUUCUACGGCAAUUUCUUCAACAGAAGCUCAGAUCUCUGCGCGUUCCCCGCUUUUCCCCGUGACCAAGCAUAUGUUGUGGAGGUGGCCAUCGAUGAAACCGUCACGAAACCGGUAAUUUGCUUGCAGGCGGCUGUCCUUCAUACAACCUGCAAUGGAGAACGAAGGAUUAGAGUCAUUACAUUGGCCCUACCCACUACGCAGUCUCUCGCGGAUGUCUAUGCUUCAGCAGACCAAUCGGCGAUCGCGACCUACUUCAGCCAUAAGGCUGUCGAACGUACUCUUGGUAGCGGUCUUGAUCAAGCACGUGACGCACUUCAGUCCAAAAUUGUAGAGCUAUUGUCAACAUAUAGAAAGGAGUUGGCGGGCGGAAGUGUUGGAGGUGGAGGGUUGCAGUUCCCCGCUAAUCUACGAGGAUUGCCGGUUCUAUUCCUGGCACUAAUGAAAAAUAUCGGCCUUCGAAAAUCUACUCAGAUCCCAACGGAUAUGCGAUCGGCGGCCCUUUGCCUCCUUUCCACGCUACCACUCCCUCUUCUGAUCCAGUAUAUCUACCCGAAACUAUACUCGCUUCACGAUAUGCCCGACAAUGCUGGCGUACCCGAUGAGAAGACCGGUGAAAUCACCCUACCACCCCCUUGUAACCUAUCAUCCGAGCGCCUCGUGCCAUAUGGCCUCUACCUCAUCGACGAUGGGCAGACGCAAUUCCUCUGGGUCGGCCGCGACGCUGUUCCACAGUUGCUCUUGGAUGUCUUUGGCAUCGCCGAUAGGACACAUGUGAUGGUCGGAAAGCAAUUCUUACCUGAACUGGAGAACGAUUUCAACGAGCGGGUGCGCGCCGUCGUGCAAAAGAGUCGCGAUAAGCAAUCUCGUGGCGUUGGUAGCAUUGUUGUUCCCCACCUUUAUGUUGUGAAGGAGGAUGGGGAGCCUGGAUUGCGCCUAUGGGCGCAGACUAUGUUGGUUGAGGAUCGGGCUGACCAGGGAGUCAGUUUGCCGCAAUGGAUGGGAUCGUUGCGGGAGAAGAUUAUGCAGUAAAGGGACGAGAGUUGAUAAUCAUACAUCAUGUUUUAUGUGUGUGAGAGAGAGGGGGGGAGGGGGCAAUUCCCUCCGUCUCGUCGUCAUAAUCCUCCAGGCUAAUUAAUCAAAAUCAUAUUCCGCAUUCGAAGAUGAAAAAAUACAUUCCUGUUCCAAUGUUAAUUUCUUUCCUUUUCACCAAGUUAUAUAUAACCCAGUUCUAACCUUCGAAGGGAUAUAAUAACUUUUCCCAAGUGAAACAAGAUUAACCCCUCAUGCAAUGAACGUAUAUUUUGUCCUCAAAAGUACUCACAAACCCGUCUUGAAAGAACAUUUUUUGUAUUUACAUUAAAACAAGAGGAAAGAAGUAAAGGAGCGGAAAGUUAUAAACAAACCAAAAAUGAAUUUAAAAAGAAAGAAAAAAAAGACAAAGAAAAAGAAUCAUAACAAUGAAGAACAGUAAAAAAAAAAGAGUUAGAAAAAAACAGAUCAACAGGGUCUUGCCGCGACUCGAACGCGGGGCCUCUCGCAUAUCAGAUUAAGUGCACUUAAUCGGGCAAACCCGAAGCGAGAAUCAUACCACUAGACCACAAGACC